Messenger RNA from Paramecium pentaurelia, 970 nucleotides. Lineage: Eukaryota; Ciliophora; Oligohymenophorea; Peniculida; Parameciidae. The record is from the annotation of a GenBank genome assembly.
GUAAUGAAAAAAAAUUCUUUAGAUCGCCAAGCAAUAUAAAACUUAUUUGCAAAUAUUGACAAUCAAUUUAAAAAAUAGCUCUUAUCCACCAACUGUUUCUCUUUACACUAAAUUCCAACAUCAGAAGAAUUAACUACUCUUUUUAAUACUUUUGAAAAAAGUAAUUUUAGCAAAAAAGGUGCAUGGACCCCUAGCUAAGACAAAUUAUUAAAUUUUGUUGUGUUUGGAGUAUGUUUAUCAUAUCAUAUACUUCCUCAUGAUUUGGUAUAAAAUAUUCAUAUAUUAUAGAUGAUAUAAGAUUGGGAAAGAAUAUCUAAAUUGAUAAUUAAUCAUAAUUGGAAGGCCUGUAGAAAUAGAUGGCUUUAGGAUAAAUAAGCUAAAGCAAGUUGGACUUUGGAGGAAGACAAAGCCCUUAUCUAACUAUAUAAUUAAUAUCCAAAUAAAUGGUGUGAUAUAGCUAUUGAAUUAAUGAAGAAAUGUCAAACCCCUUAUGCUAGAUAAGGAAAAUAAUGUCGGGAUAGAUGGGUUAAUAAAUUAGACCCUAAUAUUAAAAAGUAAAUCGUUUUUUUAUAAUUUAUUUAGGGAUCCUUGGACUAAAGAAGAAGAGUUGAUGUUAUUUUCAGAAGUAAAGAAAAAGGGCAAGAGAUGGGCAGAAAUUUCAUUAUCAAUAUUUUAAUUAAGAAGAACUGAAAACACAAUAAAAAACAGAUAUUAUAAUCUGAUCAAGUAGGAAUAAAAUAAAAUCAAAUUGGGUAAAAUGAGUAAUGAUGAGAAGGAAUAUUUUGUGAUGAAUAAAAUAAUUAAGGAACUUUAAGAGAAGCUUUAUUAAAAUUAACAUAAUUGUCUUGAUGAUACUAAUCAGAAACAAAUAAUAAGCUCAAAUUUUAAAAUUUCUUAGUUUUCGUAACAAAUUUGUAAUAUUGAAUGUAUUGUAAUGGUAAAAGGAAGGAAAUUAGUUAAACUUAAUUGA